UUCGACGGGGCGCGGAGCUUAUGCUGGACAUAGUACCUUAACAUACUAGUACUGAUAGCAAAUUGACGAUGCGCCUCAUCUUGGCAGCCGUCGUCUCGGCGGCCAACCUCAUCUCGGCAACACCAAACCACAGUUACGAUAAUGAUCUGACGGUCAGAACGAAGCUGGGCGUGAUCCACGGCACGUUCGACAGCGCAACGCCGGGCGUUCGCCAGUUCUUGGGCAUCCCGUAUGCACUCCCGCCGGUCAAUGACCUCCGAUUUGCGCCACCGCAGCGGGCGCGGCCGUUCGGGGAGUUGGAUGCGAAGGAGAUGCCCCCAAGUUGCAUGCAAUAUGCCAGCAGUAUUCCCAGCAUUGCCACGCACGAAGUGCUCGAGUUCAACCUGGGCGGCUUGAACGGGACUACGGGUCCUAUCAGCGAGGACUGUCUGACCCUCAGCAUCUGGGCGCCGCGUCGUGCAACCCAAAAACAGCUGCCUGUGCUCAUCUUCUUUUACGGUGGCGCCUUUGCGACCGGCGGCGUCGAUGUGCCGUACCUCAUCCCGGCGCAAUGGGUGCAGCGGACGCAGAGCCACAUCGUCGUGGCCUUCAACCACCGCGACAACAUCUUCGGCUUCCCCAACGCCGCCGGCCUCCCGCCGCACGAGCAAAACGUCGGCCUGCUCGACCAACGGCUCGCGAUCGAGUGGGUGCGCGACCACAUCGCCGCAUUCGGCGGCGACCCGGCCCGCAUCGGCCUCUGGGGCGAGAGCUCCGGCGGCUGUGCCAUCGCCUACUACAGCUACAGCUAUCGCGACGACCCCAUCGCCAACAGCAUCAUCAUGGGCUCCGGGAACGAGUUCAUCGACGUUCUCACCCGGGACCCGGGUCACCAGAAUUUCACCUUCGUCGCCUCCCAGGUCGGGUGCGGCGGCAACCUCUCCCCGGCCGCCGAGCUGGCCUGCAUGCGCCGCGUCGACGCCGCCGCCAUCACCUCCUUCAUCCACACCUACUCGGACGCCGGCCACACCCCGCUGCUGACCUUCUCCCCGGUCAUCGACAACCGCACCAUCUUCGAGUCCUACCCCCCGCCGUCCCCUCCCUUCAACAACAACAACAACCCACCAGCCCCGCUCCCGGCGCUGAUAGGCAGCAACGCGCAGGACGGCGUCCCCUUCCUUCCCUACAUCCCGAACGCCUCCGGCGAUAUCAUUAUCGACCCGGUCCUAGCGGAGGAGAUGACCAUGAGCUUCUUCUUCUGCCCGACCUACGCCUCGGCCAAGACGCGUGUUGUUGCAGCAGCAGCCCACGGCGGCAAGGCGCCGGCGGCAGUGUACCGCUACUUGUACGCGGGCAAUUUCACCAAUGUGAGCCCCAAGCCGUGGAUGGGCGCGUACCAUGGCGCCGAGAUGCCGCUUGUCAUGGGCACGCACGGGCUGGUGAGGGGCGAGUCGACCGAGUUGGAGGUGCGGACCAGCGAGGCGAUGCAGGAUGUGUGGUUGAGCUUUGUGGCGAGCGGGGGGCAGGAGAUGGGAGUGGAGGGGUGGCGUGGGGAUGGCGGAGUGGUGGAGUUUGGGGGCGAUGGGGUGCCGGCUAGGGUGGUUGAUACAGCGGAGUUGGAGGCCAGGUGUGGGUGA
Chaetomium strumarium is the source of this 1616-nucleotide messenger RNA. Its product is annotated as acetylcholinesterase. The transcript has a single exon. Lineage: Eukaryota; Fungi; Ascomycota; Sordariomycetes; Sordariales; Chaetomiaceae. Bases 69 to 1616 code for a protein of 515 amino acids. The record is from RefSeq and is a predicted model, not a curated record.